Saprolegnia diclina VS20 is the source of this 1206-nucleotide messenger RNA. Its product is annotated as serine/threonine protein kinase. Gene Ontology annotation, molecular function: ATP binding; protein serine/threonine kinase activity. The record is from RefSeq and is a predicted model, not a curated record. Lineage: Eukaryota; Oomycota; Saprolegniomycetes; Saprolegniales; Saprolegniaceae. The coding region runs from base 75 to 1025 and encodes 316 amino acids. Gene Ontology annotation, biological process: intracellular signal transduction; protein phosphorylation. The transcript has 4 exons.
CCGAGGACGGUUUCUUCGAUUUCGAACCGGGGCCGGCCACGAAGGAGCGACCGGAGCCCAUUCUACAUCCACCGAUGGACCGCUUCAGCUACGUCCGCACGCUGCGGGAUGCGAUCUACGGCAAGGUUAUCCUCGCCCGGCGAAACGCGAGCAACCACGACGAGCUCGUCGCGAUCAAGAUGAUGAGCCUUGAGCACCUCGCGGCGCGCACGGCGCUGCGGGGCAACCUCCACAUCAAGGAAGACGGGCUGCAAGAGUUUGCGAUCUUACAAAGCUUGGCACCACAUGCGUCGCUUCUGCAUCUCCUCGAAGAUUUCGAGCACGACAACAUGUUGUGCCUGGUGUUUACCUACUGUCCGUACGGCGAGCUCUUUGACCAAGUGCACGGGCCCAACAAGACGUCACGAGGUGUCCACGAAGCAGUUGCCGCGCGCUGGUUUCGACAGAUUGUGCUGGGCGUUGCCCACAUCCACGCAGCCGGCGUCGCCCACCGCGACUUGUCCCUAGAGAACAUUUUGCUGGAUGCGCAGCAACAUUGCCGGAUAUGUGAUUUCGGCCUGGCGACACAGCGCGGCGAUCUCACCACAGGCCGCGUCGGCAAACCCUUCUACAUGGCCCCCGAAGUCUACCUCGGCGACCAGACGAGUUACAACGGCUUCACCGCCGACGUGUGGUCCCUUGGCAUCUUGCUUUUCAUCUUGGUCUGUGGUAUGCCGCCCCUGGAAGUGCCCGGCGACCACGACGCCCGCUUCCGCAUCGUCCGGCAAGAAGGCAUUCGCGCGCUCGUCAAGAUGUGGGGACUGCGUCUCUCGGAGCGCGUCCUCGACCUCAUCGCACAGCUACUUCGCGUCCAGCCGCACGAACGGCCAUCGCUCGAGACCAUUUUGCUGCACCCGUGGCUCACGGACACCGACGACGGCAGUUGCGCGGUCGACUGCAGGCCACCGACGACGACCACCGACGAGACGGACGUCGGGCGCUGCGACGGCCAGCGCCAUGGCAGUUGCAUGGCCUAUGUGGCCUGAUGGGCGUGCGUUCGUGGGUGUUGACGUCGUUGAGUACAGUGUAUAUGUUUGGCGGGUGGUGUAAGUAAUAGCAUACCACGCCCUUGUUGGCAGAAGAUUCGCCGCGCGUGGCUUGAUUGCCGUCGCGCACUCGGAGGAAUCUGCGGGCUUACUCGCCAGUGCCACUCUCGUGAUUCUUCGA